Messenger RNA from Capsicum annuum, 1266 nucleotides. RefSeq names its product haloacid dehalogenase-like hydrolase domain-containing protein At4g39970. The coding region runs from base 70 to 1011 and encodes 313 amino acids. Gene Ontology annotation, molecular function: hydrolase activity. The record is from RefSeq and is a predicted model, not a curated record. The transcript is spliced from 11 exons. Lineage: Eukaryota; Viridiplantae; Streptophyta; Magnoliopsida; Solanales; Solanaceae.
CACAAAUCAAAUCCCCCGCCAUAAUCAACAAACCUUCACAAAAAUCAGUUACUCCCAAAGUCUACAACAAUGGCUUCCAUCACAAUUCCUCUCUCUCCACCAAAUCCACACUCACUUUCCUCUCGCAAUUCAUUCUUCUCCUCUCCUUCAUUUACAAAACUACUACGAUCUCCUCCAUCUUUCUACUUUUCAUUUGAUCGUAAAUCAUCGCUAUCUGUUUCAGCUUCUUCUUCGACGAGAGCGUUAGAAGCUUUGAUAUUUGAUUGUGAUGGAGUGAUUUUGGAGUCUGAACAUCUGCAUCGACAAGCGUAUAACGAUGCCUUCUCUCAUUUCAAUGUGCGUUGUCCUAAUGAUGAUGAUAAUGGAAAGCUGAAUUGGAGUCUCGAGUUUUAUGAUGUGCUGCAGAAUCAAAUUGGCGGUGGAAAACCUAAAAUGCGAUGGUAUUUUAAGGAGCAUGGAUGGCCAACUUCAACAAUCUUUCAGAAUCCUCCGGAGGAUGACAAUGAUAGAGCCAAGCUGAUUGAUACCCUUCAAGACUGGAAAACUGAGAGAUACAAAGAGAUAAUCAAAUCUGGAACUGUUAAGCCGAGAUCGGGAGUUUUAAGAUUGAUGGAUGAGGCCAAGGCUGCUGGCAAGAAGCUCGCUGUCUGCUCCGCUGCAACCAAAAGUUCAGUUAUACUGUGUCUUGAGAAUCUUAUAGGACUUGAUCGGUUCCAUGGUCUUGAUUGCUUCCUUGCAGGUGAUGAUGUAAAAGAAAAAAAGCCUGAUCCUUCAAUAUACAUUACAGCUGCCAAGAAACUUGGUGUCUCGGAAAGCAAUUGUUUGGUGGUGGAGGAUAGUGUCAUCGGGCUACAGGCUGCAACUGGCGCUGGGAUGUCGUGUGUGAUAACCUACACUUCAUCUACUGCGGAUCAGGAUUUCAAAGAAGCCAUAGCAAUCUAUCCUGACUUGAGUGAUGUUAGAUUUAGCGAUUUAGAGUCACUUCUUCAAGCUGUUGUGGUCGCGAAAUAGGGUAGAGGGAUGAGUCCAUUAUACUAGAGUUUCGAAGCUGAAACAGCAGAUUUCUCGGCAUCCGAAAAGAAGAUGUUGGCAAAGCUAUUUCAAGAUCCUGAAUGUGUAGUUGGAGGUUCUUGUGCUGCUUGUAUUCUUUUUGUUCUAAAAUAAAUGUUCAUAACUAUUCAUUUUGUGUAAACUAACAGUUAUCACGUUCCAUUCAUAAUACUUAAAACUCUGUAUAUGUCAAUAUAAUGUAAUCCUAUUUGCCAA